Molecule: messenger RNA, 1542 nt
Organism: Miscanthus lutarioriparius
Lineage: Eukaryota; Viridiplantae; Streptophyta; Magnoliopsida; Poales; Poaceae
Source: the annotation of a GenBank genome assembly
AUGGCAGCACUUCUUCCCCUGCUGCUCGCCCACCUACUCCUCUGCGCCGAUGGCGCCACCGCCUCCUCGGCCGCGACGCCGCCGCCUCUCCCGGUCCUGCCCGUCCCGUCCUACGCGCAGCUCCGGUGGCAGCUCUCCGAGAUGGCGCUCUUCCUCCACUUCGGGCCCAAUACCUUCACGGACUCCGAGUGGGGCACCGGCCGCGCCAACCCCUCCGUGUUCGCUCCCUCGGCACUCGACGCGGGCCAGUGGGCGCGCGUCGCGGCGCAGGGAGGGUUCGGCCGCGUCGUGCUCACCGCCAAGCACCACGACGGUUUCUGCCUCUGGCCGUCGGCACUGACCAACUACUCGGUGGCCGCCUCGCCGUGGCGGGGCGGGGCUGGGGACGUCGUCGCCGAGCUCGCCGCAGCCGCGCGCGCGGAGGGGAUCGGGAUGGGGCUUUACCUCUCGCCGUGGGACCGCCACGAGCCGGUGUACGGGGACACCAUCGCUUACAACGAGCAUUACUUGGGACAGAUGACGGAACUGCUGACCAGGUAUGGAGAUGUAGAGGAAGUUUGGCUAGAUGGUGCAAAGGGCGAUGCCAAGAAGAUGAAUUAUAUGUUUGAUGCCUGGUUUUCACUUAUACAUCAGCUACAACAAAGGGUAGUUAUCUUCUCAGAUGCUGGACCAGACACUAGAUGGGUGGGAGAUGAGGCAGGAGUCGCAGGCUAUACUUGCUGGUCUCCCUUCAACAAGAGCUCCGUGACAAUUGGGCAUACCAUUGCUGAAUACUCACGCAGUGGGGAUCCUUUUGGGCAAGACUGGGUUCCUGCAGAAUGUGAUGUUUCUAUCAGACCAGGUUGGUUCUGGCAUGCCUCAGAGAAACCAAAAAAUGCGACAACUCUGCUUGACAUAUACUACAAAUCAGUUGGUCGAAACUGUCUCCUCAUUUUGAAUGUCCCUCCCAAUUCAUCUGGCCUCAUUGCCAAUGAAGACAUACAAGUCCUUCAGGAAUUCACUGAGAUUCGGCGUGCAAUUUUCUCUCAAAACUUUGCUGCUAAUGCCACUGUCACAGCAAAUAGUGUGCGUGGUGGGCAAGAUAAUCUGCAGUUUGCACCAUCCAAAGUGCUUGAAGAUGGCAUAUACUCCUACUGGGCUCCGCAGGAAGGGCAAACCUGCUGGGAAAUGCUCUUCGACCUUGGGCAAUCUACUUCCUUCAACAUGCUCCAGCUCCAGGAGCCUAUACAACUGGGGCAGCGUGUUAUUGAGUUUCAUGUGGCUAUCCUCAUAGAUGAACUGUGGCAAACAAUUGUUGAAGGCACAACAAUCGGGUACAAGAGGCUCCUACUGUUUCCAGUCAUUGAAUCUCAGUACCUGAAGCUUUCCAUUGACAGUGCACGCGCAGAUCCACUUAUCUCGUUCUUUGGUGUCUUCAUGGAUCCCUUCUUGUCCAGACAUAGUUUACAGAAUCAUGUCAAACCACCCCGCACAAACAGUAGCGAAGUUACAAUGUUGAGGAUGGCCCAUGCUUCUGUCAACAAGAGUAUUGCCGCAAUGUAG